AUGCACCUCCGAAAAGACCACGCCGAAGACGAUAUUUCUGUCCUGCAGAAAUUCGUCCAUGACAAUCCCUUAGGAAUCCUCACGACAGCCAUCAAAUCCACCGACCACGCAUUCAUCCAAUCCAGCCACAUCCCCUUCGUCCUCGACCUCGACGCCAACGAUGACUCUUCACCAGGCAUCCUCCGCGGACACAUCGCCAAGCAAAACCCUCAAGCCAAAGCCUUAAUGGAAGCCCUUGCCCAUCAACAAACCCAGGACCCUGACAGCCUCGAACUCCCCGAUGAAGUCCUCAUCCUCUUCAACGGCCCGCACAACCACUACGUCACACCAAAGUUCUACACCGAAACCAAGCCAGCCAGCGGCAAAGUCGUGCCGACAUGGAACUACUCCGCCGUCCAGGCCUACGGUAAGAUCAAGGUCUACUGUGACUCCAAAGCUCCCGAGACUGGCGCUUUCCUGCAGCGACAGGUUGAGGACUUGUCGCGGCAUGCGGAGAGGGAUAUCAUGGGGUAUACUGGCGGCGAGAAGCCGACGGCUUGGGGUGUUGAUGAGGCGCCGGUUCCGUAUGUGGAAUUGUUGAAGAAGAAUAUCAUUGGGAUUGAGGUGAGAGCGGAACGAUUGCAGGGGAAGUUUAAGAUGAGUCAGGAGAUGAGGAAGGGGGAUCGGGAGGGGGUUGUGAAGGGGUUUGAAGGGUUGGGAACGGAGGUUGGGGAUGGGAUGGCGAGGACGGUGAGGGAGAGGGGGGAACUGAAGGAUUGCAUAGGUGAACAUAGGUGA
Molecule: messenger RNA, 777 nt
Organism: Penicillium subrubescens
Lineage: Eukaryota; Fungi; Ascomycota; Eurotiomycetes; Eurotiales; Aspergillaceae
Product: FMN-binding negative transcriptional regulator
Exons: 1
Coding region: 1-777 (258 amino acids)
Source: RefSeq, a predicted model, not a curated record